GGACUGUCACAAGAACAGGAAGACUACUACGUAGUCGACUCCUUGCUGUCACUUAGGGGUUAAAAAGUUAACUAAACUUCUAGCAGCCAUGGAAACUAAUUUGGGAGAUGCUGUCGAUCCGAUUAAUCUGUAACACAGACUCUUCGCCCGUGUUUUGGGUUGAUAGAAACACGUCGUCAAACCAGGAAGAGUGGAGUUUUAUUUACCGCGGAGUCGUUCGUUACUGUAGCGGAGAAGCUAGCUUAGCCAAAGCUAGCUAAAGUUAGCUAACUUUGUACCGCAUAGUUUCUGGACCUAAAAUUCAAAGUGUUGGGUUGCGGCUUGCGUGUGAAUAGAGGUAGAAACGCAUCUUCAUCAGUGUCUGAUACACGCAACAGGUUGGUUCCAUACUUUUCGCUCCGAGGACUUGGGACUAUGCUUUGAAUUUCCCUCCUUCAGUGAUACGGACGAGCGGUUCAGCGAAGAAAAGGAUUCGUUCGGUGUAGUUGGCAUAGCACCAAAUCAUUAGCAACCCUGUGCUAAUUGUGGCUAGUUAGCCGAGGCAAUAGACUAGGCCCAAGGGGAAUUAACUUUUUUCACAUCACCGAAGGAGAUAUUUUCCUUGGGUUGAGAGCGUGGGGAUUAACGCUACAUGUCUUUAUUUUGAAAUCCACUUCAAGGAAGCGUAUUAAGUUACUAACAUGGAGUCAAACACGGGGAGCUCUGCAUCAGCUGCUGGUACCAAGAAGGAUAAAAAAUCCAAGAAGGGCUACGAGGAUGGAGAUGGGAAAAAGAAAUUUACACUCAAGAGGCUGUUUCCUGAUGAGUUGGAGCGUUUUACCAGCAUGAGGACGAAAAAGGAAAAGGAGAAGCCAAGCCAUGUGCCAAGUCACAGACACUCUUCAGCUGCCAGCUACGAGAUCAGUGCACAGGGUCCCAUGUUGCAUGAUCUUACUGAUGAAAAUGUCCUGGAGCUGUUUGAACAGAUGUUGGUGGAUAUGAACCUUACUGGGGAGAAGCAGCAGCAGCCUCUAAGAGAGAAAGACAUUAUGAUCAAACGAGAGAUGGUCUCCCAGUACCUCCACACAUCUAAAGCUGGGCAAGACCAGAAGGAAAGCUCGAAAUCUGCCAUGAUGUACAUCCAGGAGUUGAAGAUGGACUAUAAGGACACACAAAUGUUGAGCUGUCUGGAAUCACUCCGAGUCUCACUGAAUAACAACCCUGUUAGUUGGGUCCAGAACUUUGGAGCUGAGGGACUGGCCUUGCUGCUGAAUCUGCUAAGAAAACUACAAGACGAAAAAGAAGAUAACUCAAUGAAUGGAGUAAAAUGUCAACAUGAAAUUAUUCGCUGUUUGAAAGCUUUCAUGAACAACAAGCACGGUCUGAAAUCUAUGCUGGACUCAGAAGAGGGAAUUACCCUUCUGGUUAAAGCCAUCAAUCCUAAGGUGCCUCAUAUGAUGGUGGAUGCUGUUAAGCUGUUGUCUGCUCUCUGCAUUUUGGAACAUUCUGAAAACCUUCAUGAACGCGUUUUGGAGGCCAUUACGGAGGAAGCUGAGAAACGGGAAAUUGAGAGGUUUCAGCCUCUCCUUACUGGCAUGAACGUUCAAAACAUUGCUCUUAAGGGUGGCUGCAUGCAACUGAUCAAUGCCUUGAUCAGCCGGGGAGAAGAGUUAGAGUUUCGAAUCCACAUUCGCUCUGAACUGCUACGUUUGGGACUCAGAGACCUGCUGAAGGAGGUGCGGAUGAUAGAAAAUGAAGAGCUGAGGGUGCAACUCAUAGUGUUUGAUGAGCAAGCUGAAGAUGACUCUGAGGAUCUCAGAGCUCGGCUUGAUGAUGUCCGCAUGGAGAUGGAUGAUGUGAGGGACGCGUUUGAGAUUGUAGUCAACACUGUGAAGGACUCAAAGGCUGAAAGCCACUUCCUGUCUAUGAUGCAGCACCUGCUGCUCGUCCGUAAUGAUUAUCAGUCCAGACCUCAGUACUACAAAUUAAUAGACGAGUGCAUCGCUCAGAUCGUGCUUCACAAAAGUGGAGCGGACCCUGACUUCAAGUGCCGUCACCUUAGCUUCAACAUUGACGGGUUGAUAGAUAACAUGGUGAACAAGACCAUAGUGGAAACCAGCGAGGCCAAAGCCAUUGAGCUAGAGAAGAAGCUCGAUGCAGAGUUGAUGGCGCGCCAAGAGUUGCAGGUGGGGCUGAAGAAACUGGAGGGUGACUAUGAGCAGAAGCUGCAGGACCUGAGCCAAGAAAAGGAACAGCUGGCCUCUUCUAAGCAGGAGAAAGAGAAGGAGAUCCAGGGACUACAACAACAACUGAGCACCCUGAAAGAGCAGAAUGCCACACUGUCUAAGGAUCUGGAAGAAGCGAAGACUAAAGUUGUCACGGUUACUGUUCCUGUGCCAACACCCGGUUUGCCCCCUCCGCCCCCUGCUCCACCUCUUCCUGGCCAGAAUGCAAAUAUUCCCCCGCCCCCUCCACCACCGCCUUUACCAGGCCAUUUAGGUGCACAUAUCCCCCCACCUCCUCCUCCCCUACCAGGUCACGCUACCUCCGUUCCUCCUCCUCCUCCACCACCUCCUUUGCCAGGCAUGUCAGUACCUCCACCACCCCCUCCACCUUUACCUGGCAUGGGGCCUCCACCCCCUCCACCUUUACCUGGCAUGGGGCCUCCACCCCCUCCACCUUUACCUGGCAUGGGGCCUCCACCCCCUCCCCCCUUACCUGGCAUGGGGCCUCCACCCCCACCACCACCACCUGGUGGUCCUGGGAUCCCUCCUCCUCCGCCAGGGCCAGGCAUGCCUCCACCUCCACCCUUUGCCAUGGGGGGCUGGGUUAAUGCAGCACCGUCUCUGCCUUAUGGGCUCAAGCCCAAGAAAGAAUAUAAACCUGAGGUCCAACUGAAAAGAGCUAAUUGGAGCAAGAUCGGACCUCAGGAUCUCUCUGAGAACAGCUUCUGGGUCCAGUCAAAAGAGGAUCAGUUUGAAAAUGAUGAACUCUUUGCCAAACUCACCUUGACCUUCUCCUCACAGACAAAGACUAAAAAGGAACAAGAUGAUGACAAGAUGCAGGCUCAGAAGAAGAAGGUCAAGGAGCUGAAGAUUCUUGAUUCUAAAUCUGCACAGAACCUCUCCAUUUUCCUGGGAUCGUUCCGUCUCCCUUAUGAAGAAAUUAAGAACGCCAUCCUGCAGGUCAACGAAAAGAUUCUCACAGAGUCUAUGGUUCAGAACCUUGUCAAACAGCUUCCAGCACCCGAGCAACUGAGUAUUCUGGGAGAAAUGAAGGACGAAUAUGACGACUUAGCUGAAUCAGAACAGUUUGGAGUAGUGAUGUCCAGCGUGAAGAAACUGAUGCCACGGCUCCAGGCCAUCCAAUUCAAGCUGCAGUUUGAUGAGCAGCUGAACAACAUCAAGCCAGAUGUGGUCUCUGUGACAGCUGCCUGUGAGGAGCUCAGGAAAAGCCAGACAUUUGCCAAGUUGCUGCAGAUUAUCUUACUUGUUGGAAAUUAUAUGAAUUCUGGUUCCCGCAAUGGAAGUGCGUUUGGAUUCUCCAUAUCAUAUUUGUGCAAGCUGCGAGACACCAAGUCUGCUGACCUAAAGCAAACGCUGCUCCACUUCCUUGCUGACUUGUGCCAGGAGCAGUAUCCGGAGGUCAUGAGCUUUCCAGAUGAGCUCAUGCAUGUGGAAAAGGCCAGCAGAGUUUCUGCUGAGACAAUACAGAAGAACCUUGACCAGAUGGGCCGUCAGAUCAAGAAUCUGCAAACAGAUUUAGAAACAUUCCCUCCUGCGCAAAGUGACAAUGACCUAUUUGUGGAGAAGAUGUCCAGUUUUGUGACCACUGCUCAGGAGCAGUAUGAGAAGCUGGAUCUAAUGCAUAAGAACAUGGAGAAGGAGUACAAUGACCUGGGAGAUUACUUUGUCUUUAACUCGAAAAAGAUUUCUGUAGAGGAAUUCUUUGGAGACCUCAACACCUUCAAAAACAUGUUUCAGCAAGCAGUGAUGGAGAAUCAGAAGAGGAAGGAGGCUGAAGAGAAGCUCAAGAAAGCCAAGCUAGCCAAGGAAAAAGCAGAGAAGGAGAAGGAGGAGAGGCAGAAGAAGAGCAAACUUCUUGACGCAGAGGAUGAUGAAACUGGCAUCAUGGACGGCCUGUUGGAGGCCCUGCAGUCUGGAGCUGCAUUCAGAAGAAAGAGAGGGCCUCGACAAGCAGCCAACCAUCGAAAAGCUGGUCAUGCAGUAACCAACAUCCUGGCCAGAGAGCUGAUGCAGGAGGACACACCUUCAAGUAAAUUGCCUGCAAAGAAGAAAAAGGCAGAAGAGAAGGAGGAUCCUAUAUUAGAAGGAGCUGAGUCAUUAGACGAAUUACUGGAGGCUUCCCUUCGGUCCAAUUAAGCAGUUUAAGUUUUUUUUUUUUUUUUUUUUUUUUUUUUUUGUUUGUUUUUUUUACCUACAGGAUUAUUGAUAUCAAAAGCACAGAUAUAUUUCUUAAUCAUUCCAGGGGCCAACAUCAGCCUGAGAUUAGUUUGCUGGAAAAGGCCUGUGAUUGUUCCCACCCCUGUGUUCCAGCCACCCUCUUUUAGGAUAGCAUGGACUGUGUCUUCUGGGAGGACGCGGAGGGUCAGAGGAUGAAAGCGGGCGGUCACCUCAACUCCUUUUUGUCAACUGUUGAAUUGUUGCCAAUGUUACACAAAUGAUUUUGCUUUCUUCAGCAUGUGCACAUAUCUGUUAUUAUUCUGUCUUGUUUUUUCUCUUUAUUUCGAUUGAUUCGAGUGUCGUCAAAGGGCAUCGAGAGCAUAUCCAAAGACUUACUGUACUCAGGAGGGAGAUUUCCAGAUCUGAAAUUUAGACUUGUGAUGUUUAGAAUUCGGCGCAUCCUGCAGACGCUUCAUGGGGUUUUAAACCCUUGUUCACUUUGGUGUUUCUUCACGUUGAUUUUUAACAUAUGUAACACACUGCUUUGUAAUUGUGAUACACUGCAUGUCACUGUUUGCCCUUUUGUGCCAACCAGCAGAAAUCCUGUCUCAUCCUUUCACUUCUACUGUAUGUCUUGUCCAAUCACACUUUGCACUGGGGUGAGUGUGUAGAACAGUCCAACAACAGUUCUCACCUGAGGGUUUCAAUGUGUUUCUGCUUUUUUUAUUCUAUUCCUUUUCACUGUGCAUAAGUUGAAUUCCACAUAUAAAUGGGCAUAAUUUAUAAAAACUUAGGAGUUAGUCACAAUUUAUAUAUGCUUUCAUCAAUAAACUGUAGAAGGUUCAGUCAGCCAAAAAAAACAAAACAAAACAAAAAAAGGCUGUUUUCAUGCAAACUUGGCUCAAGCAGUUCACAUGCCUGUGUGUUUGUGUGUAUGAAUGUGUGUGAGUGAAGGAGGCGAUCUAUAUUUAGCUUUGCGUGCACAACUGGAUCCCUGCAUGUGUGUGUGUGUGUGUUGCCAUCUGUAAUUACUGCACGGUACCGGCCGUGCUGUCAUAAAUGCUCGGGUUUCAGAAAUAGCGUUGUGGUCUUUCUGCUGAGGAUAUUAUAGCACACUGGAAAACGGCCCAAAACUGCUGAGACAAGUAUGUGUGUGUUUUCGUUUGUUCGCCCACUUUCUCUACGCCGAGCUGCAACUGCAGUUCACGAAUGUCUGGCAUUGCUUCUGUUUGCAAUUAGUAGCCAUCAGCGUAGAUGUUGCCAUGAAGUUGUGUAAUAAGCUGACAGAAAAACCCUAGACACGAUGUCAGCUGCUCCUCGCAACAUUCAUACCUAUGCAAUCGUAAUACUGUAGCGUGCACUCGAGCCCCGAUACCCAGCCAGUCUCAGGGUGGAAAAAGUGUGCUUGUGAUGUAGGGAAAUCUUUACAGCUCCAAAUGUUACAUGUCAGAAAUCCCAAAACUGUUUUUGUUCUCCACACCAGCAAUUACAUGACAUGAAAAGUUAUGUGUUUAUCUAAAGAAACUGGCACUUAACAUAAGAAGAAAUGAUGUUCUUCCAAAAACCAAGUGCUGGUACGGCGACACUGAGAAUAAUUACUGUAGGUGCCUAAGCCCAUGGACUACUGCCCUUGCUUGCAAGCCCAACAUACAUCGUGGUUAUAUUACAUGACUGAUGCCAGGAGUGAACCAGAUACUGGAAAGUUGCUGUUAGGAAAUGACAGAACAUCACUGGAAUAUGUGUUGUUUUUCUAAGCGGAGUCAGGUUUUGUUCAAUUUUUUAAAGAGGUUGUUUUCUAAUUGCAUUUUUACGGUUCAUUAUUUUAACAUAUUUGUGUGGAGACGAUAUAUUUUUGUUUUUGUUUUUCCUGCGAAUGCUACAUGUGUACAGAAUAAUGCACUUAGUUAUUCUGUUUGCUACACAGAUCCAUUAAAAUGUCUUGAGUACUUUAA
Molecule: messenger RNA, 6334 nt
Organism: Betta splendens (Siamese fighting fish)
Lineage: Eukaryota; Metazoa; Chordata; Actinopteri; Anabantiformes; Osphronemidae
Product: protein diaphanous homolog 1
Exons: 27
Coding region: 681-4361 (1226 amino acids)
Biological process (GO): actin cytoskeleton organization; actin filament polymerization
Cellular component (GO): cytoplasm; actin filament
Molecular function (GO): small GTPase binding; microtubule binding; actin binding
Source: RefSeq, a predicted model, not a curated record